Molecule: messenger RNA, 3214 nt
Organism: Rhinopithecus roxellana (golden snub-nosed monkey)
Lineage: Eukaryota; Metazoa; Chordata; Mammalia; Primates; Cercopithecidae
Gene: ARID3C
Product: AT-rich interaction domain 3C
Exons: 7
Coding region: 1063-2301 (412 amino acids)
Biological process (GO): regulation of transcription by RNA polymerase II
Cellular component (GO): nucleus
Molecular function (GO): DNA binding
Source: RefSeq, a predicted model, not a curated record
CAAGCAACGCGGCGAGUGAGCGCACAGCUGCCAGAGGAGCGCAGGGCGGCGGGAGCGCACCACGGGGACCCAGCCGAGGCCAGGGCCGCCAGGGAGGCGGGCAGAGCAAAGGCAGCGCCGUGGAGACGCCGGGGGCAGCGGGCCACACCAGGCAGGUGAGUGCGGCCGCGGGGUCCCCGGAGCGAGGGAGCGGGGCGUCGCGACUCCGCCGCCUCCUGCCCAUCCGGUCCCGUGCCCGUCCCAGGCUCUGCCCCACCGCCCUCCAUCUCCGCGACUCCUUGGUCCCUGUCCUCUGCCGCUCUCUCCGGCUGUUUUCCCCGUCCUGUCUCUGUCGGUCCCUCUCUAUUUCACUAUCUCUUUCUAAUUUCUCUUUUCUGUCUGCUUCCUGCUGUCUUGGUCUUUUCCUGUCUCUCAACACCUGCCUCACUAUUUAUCUAUCUCCGCCUCUGUCUCUCCGUUUCUGUUCGUCUCUGAGUUACCUGUCACUUAGGUCUUUUAUCUCUUGCUCCUCUACCUCUCUUACCCUCCCUGUCUCUCUACCCAAUAUUCUAUCUCUCUCCAUCUCUGUCUCUCUACCCUAUCUCUGCCUGAUAUUUCUGCCUCUCUGCAUCUUGGUCCCUCUCAGUCUCUGUGUCACCCCACUUCUUUCUCUCCUUGUCACCCUGUUCCAUCUCUAUUUUCACAUCUCCCUGUCAUUGUCUCUGUCGGACAUCCCCCCUUCUCCUUUUCUUUCUCUCUCCCUCCUUUCACCAUUUCUCGAUGUCUCUUGGUCCCUGUCACCCUCUCUGAUCUGCUCACUCUUCCAGUCUUCAGUCAAUGGCCAUUUCUGAUUCCCGGGGUCUGGUCCUGUUUCUGUUCACCUCUGGGAAAGCCAUCUUUCUGCCUCUUUCCUUGUGACCCCUGCACUUCCCUGAAUCCAUGACCACCUCCCCCUGUGUUGGGGGCUAUGGGGGCAGCAGGGCCCAGGACCCAUAAUUCCCUCCCCCACAGGCGGCCCUUUCCUCGGGGUCCCGCCUGGUACCAGGGCCCCCCUCAGCUGGGGGACUACGCCUGGAAGCUGUCAUGGAGGCCCUGCAGAAGCAGCAGGCAGCUCGGCUGGCCCAGGGGGUGGGGCCAUUGGCCCCUGCACGCUCGCUGCUGCCACCCGGGCCUCCCCUGCCUGACCACCGGACCCUACAGGCCCCUGAGGGGGCCUUGGGGGAGGUUGGGGCUGAGGAAGAGGAAGAUGCUGAAGAAGAUGAGGAGGAGGGGGAGGAAGCCAGGGCAGAGGAGGAGGCAGCUGAGGAGAGCCAUCCAGGGGCCCAGUGCCCCAGCUCACCUUCUAGCCAGCCCCCUGGACUCCAUCCCCACGAGUGGACCUACGAGGAACAAUUCAAGCAGCUGUAUGAGCUCGAUGCAGACCCCAAGAGGAAGGAAUUUCUGGAUGACCUGUUUAGCUUCAUGCAAAAGAGGGGGACGCCAGUGAACCGCGUGCCCAUCAUGGCGAAGCAGGUGCUGGACCUGUACGCUCUGUUUCGUCUGGUGACCGCCAAGGGCGGCCUGGUGGAAGUCAUCAACCGCAAAGUGUGGCGGGAAGUCACGCGCGGCCUCAGCCUACCCACCACCAUCACCUCGGCCGCCUUCACUCUACGCACCCAGUACAUGAAGUACCUGUACCCGUACGAGUGCGAGACUCGAGCGCUCAGCUCCCCAGGGGAGCUCCAGGCCGCCAUAGACAGCAAUCGGCGCGAAGGCCGUCGCCAGGCUUACACCGCUACUCCGCUCUUUGGCUUGGCAGGGCCGCCCCCUCGGGGCGCUCUGGGCCCAGCCUUGGGUCCCGGCCCCGCCCCUCGGGCGUCCCCAUCCAGCCCCGGCCCCGCCCAGGGUUCCGCCUCCGGCCUGCCAGCGCACGCAUGCGCUCAGUUGAGUCCAAGCCCUAUUAAGAAAGAGGAGAGUGGAAUUCCAGCCCCUCGCCUGGCACUGCCUGUGGGCCUGGCAUUGGGACCUACACGGGAGAAACUGGCACCAGAGGAGCCCCCAGAAAAGAGAGCUGUGCUGAUGGGGCCCAUGGACCCACCUCGACCUGGCAUGCCCCCCAGUUUCCUGCCCCGUGGCAAGGUUCCCCUGAGGGAAGAGCGGCUGGAUGGGCCUCUUAAUCUGGCAGGCAGUGGCAUCAGCAGUAUCAACAUGGCCCUAGAGAUCAACGGGGUGGUCUACACUGGUGUCCUCUUUGCCCGCCGCCAGCCUGUGCCAGCUUCCCAGGGUCCAACCAACCCUGCACCCCCACCCUCUACAGGGCCCCCUUCCAGCACCUUCCCCUGAGAGGUCCUACUUGAAACUAAGAGUCCCAGCCCCGUUACUGAGUGGGGAGGAGCCCCCCUGCUUUGAUUCUUUCCGGCUGCCCACUCUGGGACCCAGCCCUGGGAGGGGACCACACCUCCCAUGCCACGUAGACUUAAAACCAAAGUUUCUUUUGAUGUUACACCUACCUCACUGUAAAGGGAGGGUACCUCCUCCCCGCCCAAUUCCAGCAGCAUCUACUAAAGUGUUCUUCCUCCAGUAACCACCAUCAUCUCCUCAUGUGUCCCUUCUGUCAAUGUCAUCUCUAGAACCUACCCCUUUGAGUCAGCCUUGCUUCUCUUCAGGAGCCAAGUGAAAGGUUGGGUUGGGGUACUGUGAAAGAGACAUCCCUCAGGUCACACCUAGACAAUAAAGCUGCGAUCCCUCCCUCUCUGAUGCCUCCUUUCUUGUUUGGGUAUGGGAGGUGGGGAGGAAUGAUGUGGAACAUGGGCUGCCUUGGGCCAGGGGCUUUCAGAGGGGAAGGCAGAAUAGCAAAGUUCUGUGAGAAUAGAAGAGCUCCGUCUCUUCAAUCAGACAACCUGAGUUCAAGUCCCAUUUCUGUCCCUAUAGUGCUGGGUGACCUUGGGCAAGUUACUUAAUCAACUUAACUUUAGAAGACUCCAAAAGUUUAUGGUAACUCAGGGAGCCUCCUAAUGAUGUAUCUAUGGGAAUGGACCUACCCUGGAACACGUGCAAACUCAGGGAAUGGCGUGGGGAAAGCUCUUUGGCACCCGAAAAGCAAAGGUUGUCUUGACAACCAGGCGCUGGAAGCCGAAGAGGGCUGGUACAGAGCCGUUGCCAAGGUAAUCAGCUUUUCACAGCUCCAAGCAGUAAAUUCGGGUACUGAAGGGCUGAAUCAUGGCGUCACUUCCUGCAUAAAGGGCCGUUCAUGCAC